Messenger RNA from Acytostelium subglobosum LB1, 1434 nucleotides. RefSeq lists its product as hypothetical. Lineage: Eukaryota; Evosea; Eumycetozoa; Acytosteliales; Acytosteliaceae. The record is from RefSeq and is a predicted model, not a curated record. The coding region runs from base 1 to 1434 and encodes 477 amino acids. The transcript has 2 exons.
AUGGACAAUAGAUAUCAACAUCAACAACAACAACAACAACAACAAGGAUGUGAUCCAAGUGUUGAUUAUAGAGCACUUUAUUCAAGUUUGAAGAGGAAGUUUAGUGUGAUUGCUGAAGAGAAGGAUGAUACUAUUAUUCAAUUGGAGCAUGCCAAGAAGCAAUUAAAGAAGUUGGCCUCUGAGAAGAGGUUCUUAUUAGAUAGAUUGUUAAAGUUUGAAGAGGUGUCUUCUGACUCUGAUUCAGAGUCCAGGUUCGCGACAAAGCCUCAAGCCCACCCCACAUCACUUCCCCCACUGUUGCCACUCCACUCAUCACACAAUUCCAACAUGUUGUUGAUAUCGCCAAAUGUUGGAAAUAGAGAUAAUAGAGACCGAGAUAGGGAUACAGACAGAGAACAACUACAGCAACAACAACAACAACAUAUAGAUAGAGAUAGAGAGAGACAACAUGUUAAGAGGGAGAGGGCACCAAAUGGAUCAUCGUCCAAGAAGUCGAAUGGUAGACUUGGUGGCCAAAUGCAUAUUCGUCCACCAACAGUGUCACCAACGAAUAAGGGCUUAGCACCAGGUGAGGACAUGUACUCCAUGUUGCCAGACAGAGACAAGUCUGACGCUGAGGAUGUUUCCAUGGCCGCGUUGUCCAGUAGCAGGGGACUGCAACAACAACAACAACAACAUCCCACUCAACAGUCACUGACACAGCCACCACAAACAAUGAUGUUGGAUGAGAUACCACCUGGAUUGGCCGAGGGACACGAGGGCUAUUGUAUGGCCUUUGGCAAGGACCGUCUGUGCAAGGGCAAGGCAUUAGCCAACUGCAAGUACUGUUGGCAUCACGCGCCACUCGACCCCAACUCGGACUUUGUCUGGUGUCAGUACGAGAACAAGAACAAGAAGAACUCAAAGAAGUGCAACAUACCCGUGCAGAAGUGGAAGCUGCAGCCAUUCUGUGGCUACCAUCAGACCAAGGCGCAGCGCAACCUCAACUCAGAGUCUGGCGACGACGACUCUGACAGCGCCAUCACAGACAGCAACAACAAGCAGGCACGUGCGUCAUCGGCCACCGGACCAUCGACAUCGUCGUCCAUCGCCGCCAUCACCCAACCAUCAACAACACCAACACAAUCAUCAAAGAAGAAGGGUCAUCAUAGACGUGAGCCAAGCUCCAGUGCCAGUGCCAGCGCCAAUGCGUCCACACCAAUGGGCUCAUCGCCAGUGUCAUUGAGUCCACCAUCACAGUAUGAUGCUGGUGGCGACACACUCAAGUUCCACAUGUACAAUAUCAAGGUCAACUCAAACAAUCACACUCGCGCCGAAAAGAUCACGCUGCCACCCACACUGCCUAUGCGUCCAACCUACCAUGCAUCACUAUCACCUCCUCCACUGGGCAGUGGUGAUGGAGAGAGUAGUGAUCCAAUUGAUGUAGUUGUAUGA